Mus caroli (Ryukyu mouse) is the source of this 2403-nucleotide messenger RNA. RefSeq names its product solute carrier family 18 member B1 (gene Slc18b1). Gene Ontology annotation, molecular function: transmembrane transporter activity. Gene Ontology annotation, biological process: transmembrane transport. The record is from RefSeq and is a predicted model, not a curated record. Lineage: Eukaryota; Metazoa; Chordata; Mammalia; Rodentia; Muridae.
CGCCCUAGCUCCCGUGGGUCCCCGGUUCCAAGGAUCAGCGAGGUUUCUUGUCCCGGUUCAAGUCUUCACCUCUGGACCGGAAUGCGGAGUCCGAUCCCCGCAGCUCGCCCGCUGCCACCGCACCUCACCCGCUGAGCCUGGAGCGCCGGAAGACCCCGAGAGCGGCUCAUGGACGAGGCGGGCUCCCCGGCUCCUGCAGGGACAGGAGGAGGUGAUGACCCUGGAGGAAGCACAAGAGAGACAUCCCGGCGACUGUCAAGAGAACAGAUUUUUGUGCUGGUAUCAGCAGCAACCAUGAACUUGGGUUGCAUGAUGACCUAUUCCAUCCUUGGACCAUUUUUCCCUAAGGAGGCAGAAAAGAAGGGAGCCAGCAACACCAUGAUUGGAAUGAUCUUCGGAUGCUAUGCGUUAUUUGAAUUGCUGGCAUCUUUGGUGUUUGGAAAAUAUCUUGUACACAUUGGAGCCAAAUUUAUGUUUAUAGCAGGAAUGUUUGUCUCAGGAGGAGUUACAAUUCUCUUUGGUGUGUUGGAUCAACUUCCGGAAGGACCGAUAUUCAUUGCCAUGUGUUUUCUGGUGAGAAUAGUAGAUGCCAUAGGCUUUGGUGCGGCCAUAACAGCAUCGUCGUCCAUCCUUGCUAAGACUUUCCCAAAUAAUGUGGCUACAGUCAUGGGAAGUCUUGAGGUUUUUUCUGGACUGGGGCUGGUAGCAGGUCCCCCUUUAGGUGGCCUUUUGUAUCAAUCCUUUGGCUACGAGGUGCCCUUUAUUUUUCUGGGGUGCAUAGUUCUGCUGAUGAUACCACUCAACCUAUACAUUUUGCCUAGUUAUGAGUCCGAUCCAGGCAAGCAGUCCUUCUGGAAACUUGUCACCUUACCCAAGAUGGGCCUCCUAGCCUUCGUGAUCAUCUCUCUCAGCUCCUGCUUCGGCUUCCUCGACCCAACCCUGUCUCUCUUUGUCAUGGAGAAGUUCAGUCUGUCAACUGGAUACGUGGGACUGGUCUUCCUGGGUCUGUCUCUAUCCUACACCAUUUCUUCGCCGCUGUUUGGUCUACUCAGCGAUAAGAUGCCUAAUUUAAGGAAAUGGUUUCUGGUUUUUGGAAACUUAAUUACAGCUGGGUGCUACAUGCUCUUAGGACCUGUUCCUCUUCUGCACAUCAAAAGUCAGCUCUGGCUUCUUGUGCUGGUGUUGGUUGUAAAUGGCAUCUCCGCUGGAAUGAGCAUCAUCCCGACCUUCCCAGAGAUGCUCAGCUGUGCAUAUGCAAAUGGAUUUGAAGACAGCAUCAGUACACUGGGACUCGUAUCUGGUCUUUUUGGUGCCAUGUGGUCAGUUGGAGCUUUCAUGGGACCUAUCCUGGGCGGAUUUCUGUGUGAGAAAAUUGGUUUUGAGUGGGCAGCAGCUAUACAAGGCUUAUGGACUCUGCUAAGUGGUGUUGCGAUGGCCUUAUUUUAUCUCUGGGAGGACUCAACGGCAAGAAGAAGAUCUAAAGCUCAGAACAGCCUUGGCACAGAGGAGGAAAGAGCUGCUCUCUUGCCCAAUGACACCUAGCCUUGCAAGCUCUGGAUUGAUCCAGAUCCAGAGACUGGUGCCUUGACGGAGACUGCAGUGCCUGGAGGAGCUUCCUGUGAUCCGUGCUGCGGGAGCCAUUCUCUGCUUCCUGUAGUUCCAGAAAGCUGGCUCACCAAGGCAACAUCUAUGAGAAAGGGCAAACCAACCAACCGGAGCAGUGUUUCUAAAAGACCGACCUUGCCCGUCAGGUUUUUAUUGACCGUCUUUGCUUUCUUAUUCUUGUGUUCACUUUUCACCCCAAGUUCACUCCAAAGUGCUGUGGAUGUACCUCUUAAAAUGAAGCUAUUUAAUUUGCAUUGAACAUAUAAAAUAGAAUGAAUAAUUUCAUGAAACCAGUUUUGAAAGAUGGUCUUUCUCUGCACUGAAGUUUGUACUUGUCAAAAAGGCAAAAUUCCUGCCUGCCAUAUAAAAACUCCAGAGCAUUUCUUGGCUUUCAGUUUUUCUAAAAAUGUUCGCGUGACAGGUCCAAGAAAAAACGAUGCAUGCACUUGAGUCCUGUGACAUUUCCGUUCAUGAUCUUGGCUUAUACACAUUAUUUGCAUAACAUUGUUUCUAUUCUUAGCAUGUCUUUGUUUUAGUCUCAUAAUUUGUUUGCUUAUUGUGUUUACUACUUUUCAUACUCGUGGGAAAUGUGUUCCAUCACGAGGCAGGGCCACACCUGCCUCCAUCCAGCUAAUCGAGAGUCGUGUGCUCCACAUUGGAGAAACACUCCAACUUCACAGAAAGUCCUUGCUGCUACUUGAACUUAGAAUGUCAACUUUGUACCUCCUGAUUCAUUUCCAUAUUGUAGUAGCUACAUUUCCUUUCGAAGAGAAUAAUAAAUGAUUUUUUGUCUAGCUA